Messenger RNA from Callorhinus ursinus (northern fur seal), 11131 nucleotides. RefSeq names its product trinucleotide repeat containing adaptor 6A (gene TNRC6A). Gene Ontology annotation, biological process: miRNA-mediated post-transcriptional gene silencing; positive regulation of nuclear-transcribed mRNA poly(A) tail shortening. The record is from RefSeq and is a predicted model, not a curated record. Gene Ontology annotation, molecular function: nucleic acid binding. NCBI's taxonomy places the organism in Eukaryota, Metazoa, Chordata, Mammalia, Carnivora, Otariidae. Gene Ontology annotation, cellular component: P-body; nucleoplasm.
GAGAAUCUUAAGCACACUCUACGGUCAGCACAGAACCCGGUGCAGGGCUUGAUUUCACAACCCUGAGAUCAUGACCUGAGCUGAACUCAAGAGUCCAGCGCUUAACUGACUGAGCCACCCAUACACCCUUAGUCACUGACAUUUUAAUCACUCUGAGGCUUGUUCUCAUUCCUAGGUCUAGGACUUGCAGAUUUGGGGUACCCUGCCACUAACCUUCAAGGAGUGAAUGAUUGCUGACUGGAAUGUUGUCUUUGUGGAGCAUAUGUCAAAUAUGAUGACCACUUUGACCUAUCAGAUCCAACCCUUGCUCCUUUUGAUAGAUAUGUAAAUGAGGGAGUCAGAUGUCUUAAGUAAAUCUACUAGCAUUUAAAUCUGAAAGCCGAAGUGUUUGAGCACAGGUGUUUGGGCACAGGUGGUAUAUUUAUAUUUAUAUGUAUUUCCCCUGGACUUCCUGAAGGAGGAGAUGUGGAUCAGGUGUGGUCAGUUGGCUGUAGUGACAGUGCUGAAGAACAGAACUCUCCCCUGUGCUUACAGUAUCAGCUGAUACUGUAAUAGUUCCUUGAGAGCUAACGUGCUACAUCUCUUAACUACUAAAGCCACCAUUUUGGGCCAGGAAAACACUUGCUAACCUCAUCAAAAAGCCUUCAAAAUGAAAUUUGAGAAGAGAGAAAAAAUUCCAGGUAAAUCGUAAGGGAGCAGCCAUAGGCUAGAAUUAUAGUGACAGAAAACAAGAUUGGACAAGGACCUGUGUCUAAUUCACAGGAGGACACAGAGAACAAAUGCUGAAGAUUUCUGAUGUUUUUGCAUCAUAAGUGCCCAUAAAAUCUUGACAGAAGUAAAGACAGUCCUGGGUGCCGCUGAGAACUGGUGAGUGGAGUUCAUAACUAGGCAUUUGAGUGCUCACUAGAGACACUGUGUUAAGAAAGUGCUCUCCAUUUAAUCCUUACAAAAAUGUUAUGAAGUAGAAGUACAGAAAUUAAUCUCCAAUUUUAAGGAGGACACUGAGGCUGUAGAAGGUUAAGUAAUUAGAGCUAGUAAUCUGCUUUUGAUGGAUGACAUGACAGUGAUGUAAGUUCAUUUGUUUAAUGAUUUUACUUGUAAUCAUAUGCUGUGGCUAGGUCGGUCCCUGGCUUACCCAGGAUUACAGUGUGAGCUCACUUGCUCACUCUCCUUGCCUCCUUCACACAGAAGAGGCGAGAAUGAGUCAUGGUUGUGGUUGGCGUGAGUCUGUUUUGCUACUCCGUUAGCCACAUGGCAGUUCUACUGGGAACAAAAUGACAAGGGAAUAUAGCAACAGUUCUCUCUUUUCAACUUCUGACUGCUUUUAGCAGUCACAUACUCAGCCUUGCUGGAUCACCAGCAGUCAUCCAAGAUGUCACUCUUUUUUCGCUGCCUGCCUACCUGUGGCUUCUCUUCAGUUCCUCCGUCAACAAGCCAGCUUAAGUUGAGUGUGUUCCCCUUGUGGCAGCCCUUGCAGUUUCCUCUGUAUUUGCUUGUCUUUCUCAUUUUCUCUUCUGCAUCCCCAUUGCCAUCUGCAUUUCAGCCUUGAUAAAUUAUUUGCAGUUCCCCAAAUGUCUAGUUCAUGUUCCUUGAACCUUGCCUUGUCUGUCUGUUAUUGAUAAUGUUCCCUCUGGGAAGCUUCCUCCCUUCCUCAGGGCAGAGUUAGGUAUUUUCUCUUUGUUGAUUUUCUUCAAGUAUCUGAUUUUUGGUUGUCUCUUGAUAUUAUGGAUGAAGGUUUAGGUUCUAGAAUCUAGGGUUACUAAUGUAGGUAACUGGAGUAAGUCUCCUCUUAACUUUUCCUCCAAUUUUCCACAUUCCUUAGUGGCGCCUGCCUUGACCAGAAUGGCUGGUACUGAGCUCUGUGUCUGAGAAGUGUAGGGAUUGGCAGGCUUCACUGUAGGGUGUGAUGGAGGAGAGUGGUGGUCGUUUCCAAUAAAGAAGACUUUGAUCUGGGGCACCAUACCCCUUGCAGGAGCCCUGCCUGCCUCCUGCCUAGGUUUUGUUUCUUUAGAGAGUGUUUCUUCAGUUUUAGGCUGGAUCAAGUGUAGCUGCUGUGCAUGGCCAUGUCGUCAAGGGGUGGGAGGUGGGUAGGAGGGGUUGAGUAGUUUUGGCCUUUCUAUCCUUGGGCAGUCUUUUUGCUCCACACCUGUUUCUGCUCUCCUAGCUCUGUUGGAACCUCUUUAGAACUCCACGGGAGGAUGGCACAUGCAUCCAUACAGGACUUGUCUCCUGUUUAUUCUUGCGCUGUAGCUUUCUUUGCUUUUGUCUGUAUGCCUCAGCUCAGAAGAGAUACAUUACCUUGUUUCCUAUCAUUUCAAUAAGGUGGAGUGGAAAGGAAGAAGUGGACCCAUUUACCCAGUCUCUCUAUCAUUUUGAAAUCCUGAACCAGGGGUUCUGUUGACAGCUUUCAGCAUUUGUGAUUUUAAGAAUUGAAACAAACUUCUAUAAUGAGUGUAUUAUUGAUUCCCAGAAUAGUUUGGAAUGUUUAUGGGAUAUGAAAUUAUUGUAAAGCUGAACUACAUGAUUUUUUUAUGAAUAACUUAUGUUUAAAAAAUAGUUAAUAAAGCUUUUUAGAGCAAGGAAAGCCAACGAUACCCCCACGUACCUGGGCAGGGAGGGGAUUGUGGGGAGGUCUGAGGCAUUGCUACUAGCUACUAAUUGAUAAUUGGGGCCAGAAGCAAGGUAACUCUGGUUCACAUGGUGUUUACGUUCUAGAAUCAGAGGGAGUAGCUUGUUUCCCAGAGUAAAAUUUGCUAAUUUUAGGUUGUCUUCUUUGACAUGAAGAUCAAAGCUCUGCUACUUGUGACUUACUAAAACAGAGUACUAAAUAGUAGCUCCAGAGUUAGAUGGAGGUUGCAAGCUGGGGUUUAUUUCAAUGAAUGAUAAUAAAAAGAGUAAUUUCCAUGUCUUCUAAUAAGAGUGAAAAUGAAUCUGUAUGCAACAUUAUUUUUAUCUCUUAAUACAUUUUGGGAAAGUUAAUUGCAACUGUGUGGUUCAGGGAUUUAGUGCAAGAAGAAGAACAGUUGAUGGAAGAAAAGAAAAAGAAAAAAGACGACAAGAAAAAGAAGGAAGCUGCUCAAAAGAAGGCCACUGAACAAAAAAUCAAAGUGCCAGAACAGAUAAAGCCCAGUGUAAGCCAGCCUCAGCCUGCCAACUCUAAUAACGGCACUUCCACAGCAACCAGCACUAAUAAUAAUGCCAAGCGAGCCACAGCCAACAAUCCGCAGCAGCCACAGCCGCAGCCACAGCCGCCACAGCAGCCGCAGCCACAGCAGCCGCAGCCACAGCCGCCACAGCCACAGCCGCCACAGCAGCCGCCGCAGCCAGCACAGGCCUUGCCUCGGUAUCCUCGAGAAGUGCCACCACGAUUUCGCCACCAGGAACACAAACAGCUUCUAAAGCGGGGUCAGCAUUUUCCUGUCAUAGCAGCAAACCUGGGAUCUGCUGUUAAAGUGUUAAGCAGCCAGUCAGAAAGCAGUGCUUUAACAAAUCAACAGCCACAAAAUAACGGAGAGGUGCAGAACAGCAAAAACCAGUCAGAUAUAAACCACAAUACUUCAGGAUCCCAUUAUGAAAAUUCGCAGCGGGGACCUGUGUCUUCUCCGAGUGACUCUAGCACAAAUUGUAAGAAUGCUGUUGUAAACGACUCCCCUGAAAAAGAAGCAUGGCCCUCAGUCCCUGGCAGUGAUCCAGAGUUGGCUUCAGAAUGUAUGGAUGCUGAUUCUGCCUCCAGUUCUGAAUCAGAGAGAAACAUCGCUAUCAUGGCUUCAGGAAGCACCGGUGGUGAAAAAGAUGGCCUUCGGAAUAGCACUGGACUUGGUUCCCAAAACAAGUUUGUGGUUGGUAGCAGCAGCAAUAAUGUGGGCCAUGGAAGUAGUACUGGGCCAUGGGGUUUUUCCCAUGGAGCCAUAAUAAGCACAUGUCAGGUCUCUGUGGAUGCUCCUGAAAGCAAAUCAGAAAGUAGCAACAAUAGAAUGAAUGCUUGGGGCACUGUAAGUUCUUCAUCAAAUGGAGGGUUAAAUCCAAGCACUUUGAAUUCAGCUAGCAACCAUGGUGCCUGGCCAGUAUUAGACAACAACGGACUCGCCCUCAAAGGGCCUGUAGGGAGCGGUAGUUCUGGCAUCAAUAUUCAGUGCAGUACCUUAGGCCAGAUGCCUAACAAUCAGAGUAUUAACUCUAAAGUGGGUGGUUCUUCCACCCAUGGUACCUGGGGAAGCCUUCAGGAAACUUGUGAAUCUGAAGUAAGUGGUACACAGAAGGUUUCAUUCAGUGGUCAACCUCAGAAUAUUACCACUGAGAUGACUGGACCAAAUAACACUACUAACUUUAUGACCUCUAGUUUACCAAACUCCGGUUCAGUACAGAAUAAUGAACUGCCUAGUAAUACAGGGGCCUGGCGUGUGAGCACAAUGAAUCAUCCUCAGAUACAGGCUCCGUCGGUUAUGAAUGGCACUUCCCUUUCUCACCUUAGCAAUGGAGAGCCAAAAAGUGGAGGCUCUUAUGGUACUACGUGGGGUGCCUAUGGUUCUAAUUACUCUGGAGACAAAUGUUCGAGCCCUAACGGCCAAGCUAAUGGUGACACUGUGAAUGCAACUCUAAUGCAGCCUGGCAUAAAUGGGCCUAUGGGCACUAACUUUCAAGUGAACACAAAUAAAGGAGGAGGCGUGUGGGAGUCUGGGGCAGCGAAUUCCCAGAGUGCAUCCUGGGGAAGUGGAAAUGGCGCAAAUUCUGGAGGAAGUCGACGAGGAUGGGGAACUCCUGCACAAAACACUGGCACUAAUGUACCCAGCGUGGAGUGGAACAAACUGCCUAGCAAUCAGCAUUCCAAUGAUAGUGCAAAUGGCAAUGGUAAGAAGUUUACAAACGGAUGGAAGUCUACUGAGGAAGAGGAUCAAGGUUCUGCCGCAUCUCAGACAAAUGAGCAGAACAGUGUGUGGGCCAAAACAGGAGGUACAGUGGAGAGUGAAGGUAGUACAGAAAGCACUGGACGCCUCGAGGAGAAAGCAACUGGGGAAAAUCAGAGUAGAGACAGGAGAAAAAUUGAUCAGCACACAUUACUCCAAAGCAUCGUAAACAGAACUGACUUGGAUCCACGUGUCCUCUCCAACUCUGGUUGGGGACAGACUCCUAUUAAGCAGAAUACUGCCUGGGAUACAGAAACAUCACCUAGAGGGGAAAGAAAGACUGACAAUGGGACAGAGGCCUGGGGAAGCUCUGCAACACAGACUUUUAACUCAGGGGCAUGUAUAGAUAAGACUAGCCCUACUAGUAAUGAUACCUCAUCUGUAUCGGGGUGGGGAGAUCCCAAACCUGCUCUGAGGUGGGGAGAUUCCAAAGGCUCAAGCUGCCAGGGGGGAUGGGAAGAUGACUCUGCUGCUACAGGAAUGGUCAAGAGCAAUCAGUGGGGGAACAGCAAAGAAGAGAAGUCCGCGUGGAAUGAUUCGCAAAAGAGCAAACAGGGAUGGGGUGAUGGACAAAAAUCAAACCAAGGGUGGUCCGUUUCUGCCGGUGAUAACUGGGGGGAAACUGCAAGGAGUAACCAUUGGGGUGAGGCUAAUAAGAAAUCUAGCUCAGGAGGUAGUGACAGUGACAGGUCCGUUUCUGGUUGGAAUGAACUUGGUAAAACUAGUUCCUUUACUUGGGGAAAUAACAUAAAUCCAAAUAAUUCAUCAGGAUGGGAUGAAUCUUCUAAACCUAAUCCUUCCCAGGGAUGGGGAGAUCCUCCAAAGUCUAAUCAGUCUCUAGGUUGGGGAGAUUCGUCAAAGCCAGUCAGCUCUCCAGACUGGAACAAGCAACAAGACAUUGUCGGGUCUUGGGGAAUCCCACCAGCUACAGGCAAACCCCCUGGUACAGGCUGGCUGGGAGGACCUAUACCAGCCCCAGCAAAAGAAGAAGAGCCCACAGGCUGGGAGGAACCAUCCCCAGAAUCCAUACGUCGCAAAAUGGAGAUUGAUGACGGAACUUCAGCUUGGGGAGAUCCGAGCAAAUACAACUACAAAAAUGUGAACAUGUGGAACAAAAACGUCCCAAAUGGCAGCAGCCGUUCAGACCAGCAAGCACAGGUACACCAGUUGCUACCAUCUGCAAGUGCCAUCUCAAACAAAGAGGCGGGCAGUGGCUCCGGCUGGGGUGAGCCCUGGGGGGAGCCUUCUACUCCAGCCACAACUGUGGAUAAUGGUACUUCAGCAUGGGGUAAACCCAUAGACAGUGGUCCCAGCUGGGGGGAGCCUAUUGCUACGGCAUCCAACACAUCCACGUGGGGCUCCAGCUCUGUUGGUCCUCAAGCAUUAAGCAAAUCUGGGCCAAAAUCUAUGCAAGAUGGCUGGUGUGGUGAUGAUAUGCCAUUGCCUGGAAGUCGCCCCACCGGCUGGGAAGAGGAAGAGGAUGUAGAGAUUGGAAUGUGGAAUAGUAAUUCAUCUCAAGAGCUUAACUCAUCUUUAAAUUGGCCACCAUAUACAAAGAAAAUGUCAUCGAAGGGUCUGAGUGGCAAAAAAAGGAGAAGGGAAAGGGGAACCAUGAAAGGUGGAAACAAACAAGAAGAAGCAUGGAUAAAUCCAUUUGUUAAACAGUUUUCAAAUAUCAGUUUUUCGAGAGACUCACCAGAAGAAAAUGUACAGAGCAAUAAGAUGGAUCUUUCCGGAGGAAUGUUACAGGACAAACGAAUGGAGAUAGAUAAACAUAGCCUAAAUAUUGGUGAUUACAAUCGAACGGUCGGGAAAGGCCCUGGUUCUCGGCCUCAGAUUUCCAAAGAGUCUUCCAUGGAGCGCAGCCCUUACUUUGAUAAGAAUGGCAAUCCCAGUAUGUUUGGUGUUGGAAACACAGCAGCACAACCCCGGGGCAUGCAGCAGCCUCCAGCACAACCUCUUAGUUCAUCUCAGCCUAAUCUCCGUGCUCAAGUGCCUCCUCCAUUACUCUCCCCUCAGGUAGCCAUGCUGAACCAGCUAUCCCAACUAAACCAGCUUUCUCAGAUCUCCCAGUUACAGCGAUUGUUAGCGCAGCAGCAAAGGGCCCAAAGUCAGAGAAGCGUGCCUUCUGGGAACCGGCAGCAGCAAGACCAGCAGGGUCGACCUCUUAGCGUGCAACAGCAAAUGAUGCAGCAGUCCCGGCAACUCGAUCCCAGCCUGUUGGUGAAGCAGCAGACCCCGCCAUCUCAGCAGCAGCCGCUCCAUCAGCCAGCCAUGAAAUCUUUCCUCGAGAACGUCAUGCCCCACACUACACCUGAGCUGCAAAAAGGGCCAUCACCAAUAAAUGCUUUCAGCAACUUCCCAAUAGGCUUGAACUCUAACUUGAAUGUAAAUAUGGAUAUGAACAGUAUUAAAGAGCCACAGUCAAGACUAAGGAAGUGGACUACAGUGGACAGCAUUUCUGUGAACACAUCUUUGGAUCAAAACUCCAGCAAACAUGGUGCUAUUUCAAGUGGUUUCAGGCUGGAAGAGUCUCCAUUUGUUCCCUAUGACUUUAUGAACAGCAGUACUUCUCCAGCCAGCCCUCCGGGUUCAAUAGGAGAUGGCUGGCCACGUGCCAAAUCGCCUAACGGCUCUAGCAGUGUUAACUGGCCACCAGAAUUUCGCCCUGGUGAACCAUGGAAAGGUUAUCCAAACAUUGACCCUGAAACUGACCCUUACGUCACUCCUGGCAGUGUCAUAAACAAUCUUUCAAUUAAUACUGUGCGGGAAGUUGACCACCUCAGGGACAGGAACAGUGGGUCAUCCUCAUCCUUGAACACCACGCUGCCUUCAACUAGUGCCUGGUCAUCCAUUCGUGCCUCCAACUACAACGUUCCCCUCAGCAGUACAGCACAAAGCACUUCAGCCAGAAAUAGUGAUUCCAAAUUGACAUGGUCUCCUGGUUCAGUUACAAACACCUCUCUGGCUCAUGAGCUGUGGAAGGUCCCUUUACCACCUAAAAACAUCACUGCUCCGUCCCGCCCACCUCCGGGACUGACUGGUCAGAAGCCACCCUUGUCUACGUGGGAUAACUCUCCCCUUCGUGUAGGUGGAGGAUGGGGGAAUUCUGACGCCAGGUACACCCCAGGUUCCAGCUGGGGUGAGAGCAGCUCAGGGAGAAUAACAAAUUGGCUUGUUCUAAAGAACCUUACACCUCAGAUCGAUGGCUCAACUCUGCGUACUCUGUGCAUGCAGCAUGGCCCACUGAUAACAUUCCACCUGAACCUCCCACAUGGAAAUGCUUUGGUCCGUUACAGUUCAAAAGAAGAGGUAGUGAAGGCACAAAAGUCUCUGCACAUGUGUGUAUUGGGGAACACUACUAUUCUUGCUGAGUUUGCCAGUGAAGAGGAGAUCAGCCGUUUCUUUGCACAAAGUCAGUCUCUGACCCCUUCUCCCGGCUGGCAGUCUCUCGGGUCCAGCCAGAGCCGGCUGGGCUCCCUCGACUGUUCCCACUCGUUCUCCAGCCGGACCGAUCUCAAUCACUGGAAUGGUGCUGGGCUGUCGGGAACUCACUGUGGAGACCUUCACGGCACUUCACUCUGGGGGACCCCACAUUAUUCCACAAGCCUGUGGGGUCCUCCCAGCAGCAGCGACCCCCGGGGAAUUAGCAGCCCAUCCCCCAUUAACGCUUUUCUUUCUGUUGACCACCUGGGUGGGGGUGGAGAGUCCAUGUAACGUGUCAAUGUAGACUCACGAACUGUGACCUCAAGAAGCGUAAAGAAAGGAGCACUAAGUUGGGCUCGCCGCCUGCAGCCAGGGGCCACCUGUGGGAACAGCUCUUCUCUGCACAUUUUCCACUUUGUUUUCCCUGAAACAUAUCAGUUUGAAUACUUGAAUCAUGCAGGCCAAUAUUAUAAUGUGAAAAGGUAUCUAUCUAUUUACACUCCCAAAUAGCGCCAUACAUGCUAAACCGUAUAGAAUGAGCUCACUUGUGUAUAUUCAUCAUGUUUAGCCUUUGGGUUCUUUUUUUUUUUCCUCCCCACCCUGUCUCUCCUUCCCUUCCCAAUUUCCUUCCCCAUCCCUCACCCCCCGUUUUCCUCUCUCUUUUUCUUUCUCGCUCUCUCUCUUUUUUUUUUUUUUAAAACCAUUUUUUUGGGCUGAUAAUGUAUGAGCUUUUAACUUUGCACUGAAUGAUGUUCUCUCGUCUAAUCGGCAAUAUGGGGGGGCAGCUGUUCCGGUGUAAAUGUUUACUCAAGGAUGUUCUUAAAGGUGUGCGCUCUCUACUAUGCCUUGAUGUUUGCCUACCUUACUGUGGUGUCGUGGAGUUUAAAAGACCCGAGUUCUGAUGCUGACGUAGGACUAUAAAUGAAAGUAUUGCACCAGUGUUUUCAUGUUCUAAAACUAAAGAAUUUCGCUCUGCAGUUUGAAAAACUGUGGCCACAGCUGUGACUUGCAGCCCCCCUGCCACCCAGGACGGGCCCUGCACUUUGAAUAGGCUUUCCAUUUUGUUUUGAAGGUUCCCACGGUGAACCUUCUUGUUUACAGAUUUUUUUGUUUGUUUUUUGAGAAAAAAAAAUGUUUACUCUUCCAUCAUUUAAAAAAAAUUUAAAAGACAAAAAAAAAUAAAAAACAAUGGAGGAUGAUUUACAAGAUGCUUUCUAUCUCUGGGAAAAAGGAGCAGCAUUUGGCCAUGUUCUUUUGUUUUCUAUUCCUGUCCUAAAUCCAAGAGCAUGGUUCUCAGGAAAACCAGUUACCCAGUUAGGAAAAAAAAAAAUUUUAAAAAUAAAAAAAUAAAAAAAUAUCUCCUUGUAGUUUCUUAUAGGAAAAAAAAAAACACGAAAACCCCAACUUUUAGCACUGAUACUACGUAUUGCUCUGUUAAAGAAUUUUCUCUGCCAAAAAAAAGAAAAAAAACAAAAAAACGCUUAAAGCUGGAGUUGACAUUCUGCUUUCAGAUGCUUUUUAUUAGUGAGUGAUGAUGGUUUGCUAAUAAUCAAUAGGUGAUAAUUUUUUGUAACCCCAUCAAGUGGCUCUCUCUGUUUCUGCUCUCCUGUGACUGUGUUAAUGUUGAACUGUUGUACCUUAAAGCCGAAAUCAGUAACUAUGCAUACUGUAGCCGGUAUUGGGCUUACAGAAUUGUUCGUUGUAUAAAGAAAAUUUUAAAUGUUGUUGCAAACUAACGAGUUAUACCAUUUUUAAACUUACUUUCUCCUCGCCCCCUUUUUUUGCCCACAAAUGGUAUUAUAAUGCUUGCUUAGUCAAAGAAGACGGGCCAAACAAGGGUAAACAUUUUAACAGCGCAGAAUUUGCCAUCAUUUCAUUGCCUUGAUCUAACUGUUUGUGUCCUAAGAUGCAAAAGAAGUCAGUGGCUUUUAACUGUUUACAAAUAGAAUGUGAUUGUAAAAUGUACAGUUUGGUUGUGUUUGAAUUAUGAAAUCCUUCCCGAUAUAAUAAACCAUGACUUUUUGGCUGCUCAACAUUAAUUGUCUCUUUUUUGUGAAUUUCUUUGUACGCUCUUUUUUACAAUGAACGUUUCAGCGUUGCUGUAUAUGAGGGUCCUCAUAGAGCAACCGAGUACAAAUCUAAGCAAAUAUUUGAACAUUCUAUCCGAACUUCUCCACAAUUUCACCCUGAAAUAAUGUGAGGACAAUGGGAAACUGUAGCUUGCUCCUUCCUACCCUCUCUGAGCAUCUUUGGGAUCUUGUUGCUCAAAGCUCUCCUGUGACUUCAUCUUCCCCACCAUUUGUGCCCAUCUCAAGCCUCAGCAAGAGACCAUUUGGAACAUGAAGCUUAAUGACUUGCCAGUGUUCUAGUGUUAAACUCUCAUACCUCUGUUACAAAAUGAGAAAUGCCACAACCUGGACUGGCCUUUUUCUUCCCCCUUCAUGGCCCUCUCUCCUGACCGCGGGAGCUCUGGGGCAAAACCUGUGUGUGUAUCCCAGCGUAUGACUUCAAAUCCUGCUCCGGCUUGCCAGGUGUGAGCUAAUGUUGGACACCUUCCUAUAAGCAAAUGUUGUUCAAUGCAUUCAAUGUAUAUUGACUUCCAUACUGGUUUUUCCAAAAACCAAAGGUAGCUUUGAAAAACCACGUUUGGAAAUGUUUGGAACGUUAAGCUGAUUGACCUUUUGGGGCUUUGAGUAGUAUAUAAUUGAAUUCAUAACUGCGUUAAUUGUAUUGUUAAAGUGUUUGGGAGUUUUUUGCGCUUGUUAUGUGGAAAUAAAGUGUUUGAUUUAAAAAAUUAAAAA